UUCAUUUCAGUUUACAUUUCUUCUGAUCGUACAAAGAGAAAACCAUGGCAAGAACCAAGCAGACCGCCCGUAAGUCUACCGGAGGCAAAGCCCCCAGGAAGCAGCUGGCCACCAAGGCUGCCCGGAAGAGCGCCCCGGCCACCGGCGGCGUGAAGAAGCCUCACCGUUACAGACCCGGUACCGUGGCUCUGAGGGAGAUCCGUCGCUACCAGAAAUCCACGGAGCUGCUGAUCCGCAAGCUGCCCUUCCAGCGCCUGGUGAGAGAGAUCGCUCAGGACUUCAAGACCGACCUGCGCUUCCAGAGCUCCGCCGUCAUGGCUCUGCAGGAGGCCAGCGAGGCCUACCUGGUCGGCCUGUUCGAGGACACCAACCUGUGCGCCAUCCACGCCAAGAGGGUCACCAUCAUGCCCAAAGACAUCCAGCUGGCCCGGCGCAUCCGCGGAGAGAGAGCUUAAACUGUUUUUUUAAAUUGUGAUCUGCUAUCCUCCUCAUCCCGUCCCCUCUCCCUCCCUU
This is a messenger RNA of Etheostoma cragini (Arkansas darter), 513 nucleotides long. RefSeq names its product histone H3. Gene Ontology annotation, molecular function: DNA binding; structural constituent of chromatin; protein heterodimerization activity. The record is from RefSeq and is a predicted model, not a curated record. Bases 45 to 455 code for a protein of 136 amino acids. Gene Ontology annotation, cellular component: nucleosome. The transcript has 5 exons. NCBI's taxonomy places the organism in Eukaryota, Metazoa, Chordata, Actinopteri, Perciformes, Percidae.